This is a messenger RNA of Paramormyrops kingsleyae, 2434 nucleotides long. RefSeq lists its product as uncharacterized. Gene Ontology annotation, cellular component: membrane. The record is from RefSeq and is a predicted model, not a curated record. NCBI's taxonomy places the organism in Eukaryota, Metazoa, Chordata, Actinopteri, Osteoglossiformes, Mormyridae.
UUUAUAUCUGAAGUUUCCAUCCGUGAUCAGAUGCGGCGAUGCCCUGCAUGCACUGAGCAUGGGAAGCAGCGUGCGGUCACAUGACCCAGAGAGGGCCAUGUGACCCAGUAAGCCCACAAGCAGCAAAGGCAGAAACCACAUGUUACAAAGGUUACCUGCUGGCGGGCCGUGGCUGAGUGAGCGCCGCGCCAAACAGAAGCACAUGAAGACAGAAUUUUUCCUUUUGUCGCCGAACGUCGCUUUUUUAUCAAAGAGACAGGCGGCCCCCACAACAGAGUCCGCGCCAUGAGAUGGAGGAGCAGACUGCUGCAGACGCUCACUGUCCUUCAGGCUGUCGGUCUCUUCCAAGGGAUCGGCACCCCACCCGAAAAGCAACAUGAUAAGCUCUCGAACGGCACGGAAGCGACCAACACAUCGGCCGCACCCCCGGUGGGUUAUACACCCAGACUGUCCAGCAACUACUCUGGGAUCCUGGAGGUGUUUCACCACGGAAACUGGACCACAGUGCAACUCUCCACCGAGGACACGAAGGCGGCAGCAAGGACAGUCUGCGGGGGGGUGUAUGAGGUCACCCGGGGCAGAGUGGCCCCCGACACCCUCUGUCUGAUAGGCUGCAGCUAUGGGAACGGCCAGCUGCUCUGCAAGGGGGGCUCGCUGAGUGUCUGCACCGAAGUGUCCAACAUCACCUGUUGGCACGCUGACGUCCGAUUGGUGGGAGGCUCGGACCACUGUGCAGGGCGGGUGGAGAUAUGGCAGAACGGGACCUGGGGCACCGUGUGUGACGACGGGUGGGAUGAGAAGGAUGCGCGGGUGGUCUGCGCGCAGCUGGGAUGCGGCGUUGCUGUGGAUGCGACGGGCGAGAGGGAGUCCUUUGGGCCAGGCAAGGGACGCAUCACCAUGGCUGAGGUCAAGUGUUCCGGAAACGAGACGCAGCUGCGUCAGUGCCCCUUCGAGACACACGAACAGUUCUGUGGCCAUAAAGAGGACGCAGGAGUCGUGUGCUCAGAAUCAAAGCAUCCCUAUUCGACUACGGCCAACAUGACACAGAUGCCCGACAGCCCCACCUUGACCACAGUUAUGGAGAGCACGGUCAUGACCACAAAAGCCCUGGCCAGACUGCCCCCCGCAGUGACCGGCUGCAUCGUUCUGACUCUCAUUCUCCUGAUGGUUCCAGCUGUGAACAUCGCGCUCUGCCGGUAUUAUAGGAAUGGGCACGUGUUUGCUAUCCUGAAGACAAACUCCGGCUUGCCAGCACCCAUACAGCAUGAAGAGCAUCAAAGAAACAGCAUCAUUCAGAUGAACGCCCCAGCCGACAGCCCCCCCAGCGGCGUGGUCAACGGGGGCGUGCCAAUCCCUAGGAGGCUGCAAGCCCAGGCCAGCGCUGACGCCUCGACGUCGGACAACUCAGAAUACGAACACUUUGAUUUCAGUCUGGAGCCUGCAGUUGCCAUGGCAUCCUAUAAGAACUCUGUACGUGGCGGAACUGUGCAAAGCAGUGCAGUGAUGCAAAAGCCAGCUUUUCACUGCCUUGAAGAACAGGCCAGCUGUCCCGAGAGCCCGAUCUCUCCUCCACAUCAACAAGCAGCGUACGAAGACAGCUCGAGUACAUCGUCUGGAGAGAGCUACAUCAACACCGAACAGAAAUGCGACACCAGAGCAAACGUGAACCUGCUUGACCACGAUUCCUCCAGCACGUCAUCUGGAGAAGAGUACAAGAACACCGGGCCUAACGCAGAGGAGCUACUCAAACAAGGCCAUGGUGACGUCUCGGCCCCUGAGAACUCGAUGAUGCCUCCCGUCAUCGACUCCCCAUGCCCUGCGGGCAGUGGUGACCCCGGAGACCGUGGUGACCCCAUCCCAGCAGCUCCGUGGAGUCCUGAGAAUUCUAGCACUUCCUCAGAGGAUGACUACCAGAAUGUGGGCUGGGAUAUAGCCCCCCUGCGAACAUCUGUGAGCCAGGACCCAGACUGCUCCUCUGACAGUGACUAUGAAAACGUCAUGGACGUGCCGUGAAAUGAUACCCUGAGACUGACAUUUGCAAACAAGCGACAUGAAAUCUGCCUGCAGCUCUGUUGACAAGACAGUCAGUACCGUGGUAAACAAGGGGCAGACAGACAACCACCCGCUGGUGCAAUACCUCAAGUGUUUACAAUAUCCCCCGACACAAGACAAUGUACACGUGCCGAAGGGUGUGUUUUACAUGAUUUAUUUGUUUGUUACACAUCAUUCUAGUCACAGAUCAUUCCUGCUGUGUAAAAAAAUAAGCAUUUGUGACAUUUCAUACCAGACACACAGAAGUGAGCAUGAACACAGCUACACUUUAGAACAUUCUAGAAAGCAAUACAAGUACUCCUAGUUCAAUAUUUUGGAAUCUUAACCUUCUAAUUUUCUUCGAGGCAUUCAAAGGUUUUAUAAAAUUAGCUUCCAAAUGUCA